CCCCUCGCGGAGCACUGUGGGAGCCGCUUCCCUGGAUCCGCGCGUGGCAACGCCGCGGCCGCCGCUCUCCGCGGAGUUACCCAAAGGCCGCUGCCGCCCCGCCGCCCUCGCCGUCGCCCUGGUCCUCUCGCCGCGAGGUGCAUGAUGCAGAAUGUACACCUGGCGCCCGACACAGACGAGGAUGACCUUUACUCCGGUUACAAUGACCACAACCCAACCUAUGACACCGAGGAGUUGGAGAAUGACACAGCUUUUCAGCAAGCCGUGAGAACUAGCCAUGGCAGGAGACCUCCAAUAACCGCUAAAAUACCGAGCACAGCAGUUGCUAGACCCGUAGCUACUGGAUGUGGGUCCAAGACCUCCCUGGCGUCGUCAAUGGGAAGACCCGGGACAGGGGCUCUCCAGGACGGAGUGACCAGACCCAUGACGGCCGUGCGAGCAGCCGGAUUUACCAAGGCGGCGUUGAGAGGCUCUGCACUCGACCCCCUCGGUCAGGCCCGUGGCCCCGCGCCGCCCCUGGAGGCCAGGAGCGAGGACAGUCCGGAAGAAAAGAUUCGACAAUUAGAGAAGAAAGUAAACGAGCUGGUGGAGGAAAGCUGUGUCGCCAGCAGCUGUGGAGACUUAAAACUGGCCUUGGAAAAGGCAAAAGACGCGGGAAGAAAAGAGCGAGUGCUGGUGAGACAACGAGAACAAGUUGCAAGUCCAGAAAACAUCAACUUGGACUUAACUUACUCAGUUCUCUUCACCUUGGCCAGUCAGUAUUCAGCGAAUGAAAUGUAUGCCGAAGCGUUAAACACGUAUCAAGUUAUCGUGAAGAACAAGAUGUUUAGCAAUGCAGGACGGUUGAAAGUGAAUAUGGGAAAUAUUUAUUUAAAGCAAAGAAAUUAUUCCAAAGCCAUUAAAUUCUACCGAAUGGCCUUAGAUCAGAUCCCAAGCGUCCAUAAAGAAAUGAGGAUUAAAAUUAUGCAGAACAUUGGAGUUACGUUUAUUAAAACGGGGCAGUAUUCAGACGCUGUUAACUCAUUUGAGCAUAUAAUGAGUACGGCACCAAAUCUGAAGGCAGGCUUCAACCUCAUCCUUAGUUACUUUGCCCUUGGAGAUCGAGAGAAAAUGAAGAAAGCAUUCCAAAAACUGAUUGCUGUUGCAUUAGAAAUUGAUGAAGAUGAUAAAUAUGUGUCACCAAGCGAUGACCCACAUACUAACUUAGUGAUUGAAGCUAUAAAAAAUGAUCAUUUAAGGCAAAUGGAACGUGAAAGGAAAGCCAUGGCGGAAAAAUACAUCAUGACUGCUGCAAAACUCAUCGCUCCUGUAAUUGAGACGUCGUUUGCUGUGGGUUAUGAUUGGUGUGUCGAAGUUGUGAAAGCCUCUCCGUAUGUAGAGCUGGCGAACGACUUGGAAAUAAACAAAGCAGUCACAUAUUUGAAGCAAAAGGACUUCCACCAGGCGGCGGAGACCUUAAAAAUGUUCGAGAAGAAGGACAGCCGGGUGAAGAGCGCGGCGGCGACCAACCUCUCGUUCCUGUACUACCUGGAAAAUGAAUUUGCACAAGCCAGUAGCUAUGCAGAUUUGGCCGUUAACUCCGACAGAUACAAUCCGUCAGCUCUUACUAAUAAAGGGAAUACAGUUUUUGCAAAUGGUGAUUAUGAGAAGGCAGCUGAAUUCUACAAAGAGGCUCUAAGAAAUGAUUCUUCUUGUACUGAAGCACUUUAUAAUAUUGGCCUUACCUAUAAGAAGCUAAACCGGCUUGAUGAAGCCCUGGACUGUUUCCUGAAACUGCACGCAAUCCUGAGAAACAGCGCCCACGUCCUUUACCAGAUAGCAAACAUAUACGAGUUGAUGGAGGACCCCGGUCAAGCGGUGGAGUGGUUGAUGCAGCUGAUCACUGUUGUUCCAACUGACUCCAGGGUGCUGUCUGAGCUGGGAGGCUUAUACGACAGCGAGGGGGACAAGUCCCAGGCCUUCCAGUAUUAUUACGAGUCCUACAGGUACUUCCCGUCCAGCAUCGAUGUCAUCGAGUGGCUCGGCGCCUACUACGUCGACACCCAGUUUUGCGAGAAAGCCAUUCAGUACUUUGAAAGAGCUUCUCUUAUACAACCUACACAAGUGAAAUGGCAGCUGAUGGUAGCUAGUUGUUUUAGAAGAAGUGGUAACUACCAAAAAGCAUUAGAUACUUACAAAGAUAUUCACAGAAAGUUUCCGGAAAAUGCCGAAUGUCUACGCUUCUUGGUCCGUCUCUGCACCGAUAUUGGCCUGAAAGAAGUUCAAGAAUAUGCAGCAAAACUCAAGAGACUGGAAAAAAUGAAAGAAAUACGGGAACAGCGCGUCAGGUCUGGCAGGGAUGGCAGCCGAAGGGACGGGAGCGCUGGCAGUGACAGCGGCCAGAACUGUAGCAAGAGCGAGCGGCUCCGCGCCCAGCUCCGCGCUCUGCCCGGGACGGACGCGCCUUACGAGAGCAGCUGCAGCAGGGAGCCAGAUGCCUCCUAUGCGGAUCCUCUGGGCCCGCAGGCGGAGAGACCAAAAACGGCAGCCAAGAAGAGGCUCGACGAGGAUGACUUUGCGGAUGAGGAGUUAGGGGACGAUUUGCUUCCAGAGUGACGGACAUUUUACCCUGUAACUCACGGAAGGAGAGACGGCGCCCUGCGGGACAGCCCUCACGCUCAGCUUUGGCGUGCACGUCCAGACUGUCAUUUUGCACCCUGCCCAAGCUUUAAACAAGUGUGUUCUGUUCCGUGAGUACGGGUUUGUGUUUUGCUUUGGUUGGAAUGGAAUUAAACACAUGUGAAACUAA
This is a messenger RNA of Phacochoerus africanus (Common warthog), 2788 nucleotides long. RefSeq names its product intraflagellar transport 88 (gene IFT88). Gene Ontology annotation, molecular function: kinesin binding. Gene Ontology annotation, cellular component: non-motile cilium; ciliary base; ciliary basal body. Gene Ontology annotation, biological process: inner ear receptor cell stereocilium organization; kidney development; non-motile cilium assembly. The record is from RefSeq and is a predicted model, not a curated record. The coding region runs from base 142 to 2595 and encodes 817 amino acids. The transcript is spliced from 26 exons. NCBI's taxonomy places the organism in Eukaryota, Metazoa, Chordata, Mammalia, Artiodactyla, Suidae.